This is a messenger RNA of Neopsephotus bourkii (Bourke's parrot), 3758 nucleotides long. It is a transcript of the gene EEIG2, whose product is annotated as EEIG family member 2. The coding region runs from base 88 to 1257 and encodes 389 amino acids. The record is from RefSeq and is a predicted model, not a curated record. The transcript has 11 exons. NCBI's taxonomy places the organism in Eukaryota, Metazoa, Chordata, Aves, Psittaciformes, Psittacidae.
CGGCGGCGGCGGCUGAGCUGGGGCGGCCGCCGCUCGGACCGGCCCGGCCCGGCCCAGCCCCGCCGUGCCGCCGCGCUCCCUCCGGGCAUGGGAGCGGAGAGGGGCGGAGGGGAGCUGCCGCGCGGCGCCGAGCGGGCCUGGGGACGGCCCCCGGCCAGUCCCCGGCCCAUGGCCUUCAUCAUGAUGAAGAAGAAGAAGUUCAAGUUCCGCGUGGAGCUGGAGCUGGACGAGCUCUCCUCCGUGCCCUUCGUCAACGGCAUCCUCUUCUGCAAGGUGCGGCUGCUGGACGGCGGCAGCUUCAGCGGGGAGUCCUCCCGGGAAGUAGUACAGGCAAACUGUGUCCGCUGGAAGAAAAAGUUCUUAUUUAUGUGUAAAAUCAGUGCCAGUGCCACAACAGGGAUUUUAGAUACUUGCAUUUGCAGGGUGUCUGUACGGAAGGAGUUAAAAGGAGGAAAGGCAUAUGCAAAGCUGGGAUUUGCAGACCUAAACCUUGCAGAGUUUGCUGGAUCAGGAAAUACCACUCGUCGAUGUUUACUGGAAGGUUAUGAUACCAAAAAUACAAGACAGGAUAACUCCAUUCUCAAAGUUUUGAUCAAUAUGCAGCUAAUGUCUGGAGACCCAUGCUUUAAAACGCCCCCUUCGACAGGAAUGUCUAUAGCAAUUGCUGGAGAAUCAGAAUCUCUUCAGGAAGACAGGAAAGGUGGAGAAAACGUAAAAGUAGUACAUCUGGGCAUAGCAGAUGUGUCAUCAAAGAGUGCCUCAGUCCCAGAUGAACUUGGUGCAUGUGGACAUUCCAGAACAUCAAGCUAUGCAAGUCAGCAGUCAAAACUGUCAGGAUACAGCACAUGCCACUCCAGAUCAUCCAGUCUAUCUGAACUCUCUCACAGGAGAAACACCUCAGAGGGUAGUACCUCAACAGGAAUUGGAAGUAUUCUGGAGCCAUGUGACGAGUCUGAGCCAAAAGUAGCUAAUAUCGAUACUUCUGUUAAACAUGCACCAUCAGAAAAAGUCUGCAGACAUCCUGUAAAGCAAGACUCUGUGGAGUCACAGCUGAAGAGGGUUGAUGCUACCAGAGUUGACGCUGAUGAUAUAGUCGAAAAAAUACUCCAGAGUCAAGACUUCAGUUUAGACUCAAGUGCAGAAGAAGAAGGUUUAAGAUUAUUUGUGGGCCCUGGUGGAAGCACUUCUUUUGGAAGCCAUCAUCUACCUAACAGAGUAGGAUCUGGAGCUUAUGAGCAAGUGGUGAUAAAACGCUAGACUAGAAUGAAAAACAAGAGGAAAACUCGGAGCUCUGACAUUGGUAUUUGGUUUUGUUUGCUCUGUGGCAAAAGUUGUCAAAGCCAAGAUCAACUCAAUGUGGUCUUUUCUUGAAAGGCAAUGGAAUGUCUCUUGCUUACAGAGCUUCAUCCUCUGUGGUUUGAAAGCAAUGUAUAGCUAUGUAUACCUUGUGCAAGUAGUUGGACUGUUUUUGUAAGCGCCACUUGACGUUAGUGGAAUUGCUUGCUCUUUAAGUUGUGCAAAACAUUUUUGGAAGUAUGAUGAAAUGAGAAUUCAUUAUUUCAUACAAGAGCUCAUUUGUGGUGACGAACUUUGUUCAUAGCUUCUUUUCUAAAGAAGAUUCUUAAAGUUGGUCUUAAAUGAACCUAAAGAAAUUAAUUACUCAAUUUGAUCCUACCUGCCAUUUUAGUGUUACAGAAUCUAAUUCUAUCAAGUCAACAUUAUUAUUAAGUCAAAGUUCAGGCCUCCACAAAAUAGCACAGCUAUGUUUUAACAUAACAAAAACCUUCCCUUAAAAGUACUGAUCAUAAAUUCAUUAUAAGGUUGAACUGUAGAGGUGAACUUCACAUGCAUUUAUAAGAAAAAAAAAAACAAAAAACAACAAAAACCCCAAAACCAAAACAUGAUAGAUCUAAACCAACCAGUGACCAGUUCUGUUAAGUGUAAAUGAAGUCUAAAGGCUCUUAACACAUGAAACAUGACAUCUGUUUUCAUGCAAGUGACAAAAGAAGCGGGAUUUCACAUUAAAAUACUAAGGUACAGUAGUGUAUUAUCAAGAAAGCUGGCCUGAUUGUUAAGUCUGGAGUUCAAAAGCUGCUUCCACAGAAACUCAAAUAAUGCAUGAACCUUGAGAUUCAAUGGGAUAGUACUGUUUACAAACCUAGUCAGUAGUUUACUACCACUUAGAACUUUUUAUUGUAGCUUAAUCCUUCACAGUUAGUGCUUUGCUUAUGUGUUGAAUGUGCCUUGCAGGACUGGGGAGGUAUAGGGAAAUUAAACCAUUUACUAAGCAAUUUUAGCUUUAAAACUAGGUAAACAUCUAUGCUAUUAUCAAUAUAACUUAUUAAGAGCACUUUAUUGUAGACAUACUCUGCACUCUGAAAAAGUCUUACUGUGCAUCAAAUUUGUUGAACAUUUCUUCCUUCACUAUCUGUCCACUGUUACUUUAAGGUCAAUGUACUGUAUUUAAAUUUGCACAAAUAAUGAUUUUGCCUGACAGGCAAGAAAGAUGAAAGCUCCCUUAAAAUUUUCAAUAAGUAUGAAAGACUCCAUUUUGAAAGGGAUGUGGUAGGUGACAGUUCUAAUUCAGGCUUGGCGCUACUGUACUUAAUUGUAAAGUGCAAAUUACUUGUUUAUUAGUAAGGCUUAAAUAAAAAUACAAAUAGUGUGGCCAUUUCUGAAAUUCCUGAAUGUUUCAAAAUCUACUCUUUGACAACCUUUUAUUGAAGAAUAAGUAGGCCAUAUUUAAUAGAUUAUAUUAGGAAAAGCAGGCUUUGUUUUCCAUAAAUCCAUAGAAUAAUUAUUACAUUAAUUUUUGUUUGGGGGGUUAAGGAAAUUUCAGACUUUAAAGCCUGAGUACUGUUACUGAAUAUGAUUAAUAUAAGCUAUUUCUCAGAUAUGGUACUUAAAUACGUUUACUUCCUACUGUUAAUUAUAAUCUUUUUACAGUGUUUUAAUGGGCAAAAUAAUUAAUAUAAAGGUUAUAUUUUACCUGCUCUUAAUAGAAGUGUGGUAUUAUCCGUUUCUGUCCUCCACAGGAAUUUCAUUUUAAACAGAAAAUACAUAACUGCUAAUCUACUAUAUAUCUCCCAGAAAAUGGUAUUUUCUUUUCUUCUUACAUAACUAAUUUGUACCAAAAGAAUCCUACUGCAAGCCAAAGGAUGCAUGAUACUUCAAUAAAUUAUUUGCUUUCAGUACUCUGGAACACUGCUACACUUCUUGGUAAAUUUAUUAAAACUAACAGUAGUUUAGAUGGUAGCUUACUUAAGUUUACUAGGAAAAAUACACACAGUUUGAAGAAAGCAGAUUUUUUAAAAACAUUGUAUAGCCAUUCAUGCAAUUCUUAAGGGAACUUCCAUAGCCUAGAUUUGUAUUCUGUGUUAAAAGAUGUAGCUAACUGCCAUACAUUGGGUAUUUUGUUUACUGGAAACCAAUUAUUUUCUUGCCUGAGCAGAUCUUUUAAAUAGUAUGGAAGUUUACAUAGAAAUCAAGCUUUUAAUAAAAGUGUAACCUAGUAAUUUAUUGUUCUGACUUACAGCUACAGCUCUUUAUGAAGUGACUCUCUAAUUGUGCAUAUUUUAAGUGGAAUAUAACCUUCAUAUUUAGAUGUAGGUUUGUUUUGUUUUUUUUUGUAAACUGUGUUAUAAGAAUAUUGAAGACUCAUUUAGGAAACUGUUCAGGAUGUAUUGGUGGUCUUUUUUUUAUUGUAUUUAAAUGCAAAUCUCUCAGACAUUCAAUAAACUCAUGUCUUCAGCUUGGAA